GCAUCGAAAAAAGUGACAUGGCCCAUAGCUAUCUUAUUCAUUCUAUAUUUGUGGAUGAUUUGAUCCUAUUUGGAAGUGAAUUCCAGAUCUUUGGAUCCAAGUUAUUUAUUGAAUAUUGUGAGUUUCAAAUUUUAUCAAGUCUUCUUCACUAGCCUAGUAAUCUAGCCAAGCUGUGACGCAUUUGUUCGCUUAAAUUUAUUGCAUUUAAAUCAACAAUCUUGAAUGAAUAAUUACAUAUAGUCACUGUGAUUCUAUCAUAUCAAGAAAAUAUCACACAGUAGCAGACAAGCUCCCCCAAAAAAACCAAGAAGAAUUUUUUGGUCGUUAUAAAUUCGUACCUUUCUAACAUACUUUUUCUUAUCCUUUUCCUAAAUGUCACUCAUUAUUCCCCAGAGCCUUCUCAAUGAAAUCCUGAAUAACGAAUUAAAUAUAAAGGGAAGUAAAAAACAUUUAACAAAUAUUGAAUUAGCAAUUAUAAUAACCAGCAUUAUUAUCUCAUAGAACUGCUUAUUCUAAUCUAGUCAAAACGACGAUGAUGAGAAACAACAACAGUUUUCUUUUCGCUUUCCCCUUGUGCACUUUUACAGCUGAGCAAAUACUAACUGAUUUGACAAGAUUGGCAACUGUAAUGUUGGUAGAGUCUACCAAUUUUCUGUUGUGUUGCAUUUUACUGCUAUAGCAAUUAUCGUAGACUUAAGAUCGCGUUGAUACAAUUAAUACAACUUAUUUAGUUUAAAAGAAUAAGACCAGCACUUAUUGAUUGCUGAUGCUCAAAACGUUUUUCAAAACAGGUUGUUGAUAGUUAUUUGGGACUAAAUAAAUCACAAUCAAAAUAGUUUAGAAUUUUUUACUUUGUUUUGAAAUGUUUUGCCGCACACUUGUGUGCUUUUUUAAAAAGGAAAAGGCAAUGAUCAUGUAGAAAAUGCAAUCUUUUCAGAUCAAAUUAGAGUAAAUUUGCAGGUCUCCCACCUGCUAUUUUGGCCACCAAGGAGACAUAUUGUAAUGAAACAAGACCGCUGUUUAAAUGUAAGCUCAUUGAGGCCACUCGAGGUGUGCAUGGUUGUCUUGCUGGGAAUCAAUGAAGCUUUAAACGUCAUCAUUAAAAGACUUUUUUCAAAUGGUAUUCAUAUUGGUAAACUAUAACAAAUGAUGACGAUGAUUGGCAUUUGAAAUCGAAUUCCGAGAGCAAAAGUAGGAAAAGAACCCGUUAGAUCUUGUCAGCCAGCAUGGAGGUCGAAACAGCCAUCCAGCUUGCAGUCAUAAUUGUUCUGAUCUUGCUUAUCGUUAUUGGCAACAGUUCCUUGGUCAUCUCAAUAUGCAUAACAAGGCGGCUGCACAACCCUUCUGGCUACAUUGUUCUAAGCCUCGCAGUGGCAGAUCUUCUGGUCGGGAUGUGGUUGCUGCCCUUCAGCAUUCCAGCUGUUGUGUCUCAGGAAUGGACAAUUGGAAAUGCGAUGUGUCAAGUGAAUGGAUUCACAAAUCAUUUGCUUUCGAGUGCGUCCCUUCUUGGGUUGUUUGUUAUUAGCACAGACCGAUACAUAUCCAUUUUCUACCCGCUCACCUACCAUGAACACAUGACCACGAAAAGAGCUGUUGUUGUUAUUUCAUGUGCAUGGGGAUACGCACUGUUAACGGCAGUGCUACCUGUCAUUGGCUGGUCCCGAUACACUUUUGCCAAGGGUAUAUGGCUUUGCGUUACUGACUUUAAAAAUAGCAUCUCCUUUUCGUAUUUCAUUAUCUUGACAAUAUACGGUGUGCCACUAACUAUGAUGUCAGUGAUAUAUUAUAGGAUAUUCAAAAUUGCUUUCUACCACGCAAAGGCAAUUGAGCAACAAGCGUGCGUUAACAGAAAACCGAAUGACUAUCAAAAAUACCCAGUAAUAAACAAAUGGCUGACAGUUGUUACUGACGUAAAGGAGGAUUCCGAUAGGGGCGGAAUGGAGUCGUUGCAUUCAAGGAAACCAAGUUUCAGUGGCCUUGGUUCUCCUAGACCGUCCAGACUUACACCUGUAGGUGAUUUCAAGCAUGCUGACACAGUCGGGUACGGAUCAAAUCAACCCUCUGACCGAAAAAGAAGCAUGCAGAUAAGAAAGGAAAAGAAGAAGCUUCUCAUAAUUAAGAAGGAAAUACGCACGGGCCUAGUUUUGUCUGUAAUUGUACUAAUCUUUGUUUUGUCAUGGUCUCCUUUUGCUAUCUUGAACCUAUGGGCUCUGCACACUGGAAAGAGGACGUCACUUACAAGCGAGGCCAUCGUGUCAAGACUGGCGUACGCCAACAGUGCUAUAAAUCCACCACUUUAUUGUCUCAUGAAUAAGGUCAUUCGUAAGUCAAUGUACAAGCUCUGGUACAAAUUAUUUAAGUUUCUCAGAAUUGAUGGCCUGUUCAGGUGCAAGAAGCCGGAAGAUAAUGAAGUAACCGUUUACUGAAACAAUCGUUACAGUUUUUAUAGUUAAAAUCAUACUCAUUUUUAAACGGACGAAUUGGCGUCAAUAUUUGUCGUAAUAGAGAUAUCUUCUGCCAAUGUCAUGGAAGGCAAGCAAAAUAUAGCAACACCAAGAAGCAACAUAGAAACAUUGAAGUUGCAAUUUGUUUUUGUAAGGAGUAUAAUCUCGAAAGAGACUAUAUGUGGGUGUGGGUAGUGGUGUAACGGAACAGUUCGGUACCCUUAGGAAUAUUUUGCCUGGGGGUCCUUUCACAAUGAAAUUUUUUCAAGACAAUCAAUUUGAGCUUCGAAAAAGAUCUCUCAGCGGUAGCUACAGUGACAGGAUUUGUGGCGAAAAAAAGAGCUUUGUAGACCUGUGGAAAUGAAGAGCUGACUCGACUUUCCAACAUCAAGUCAACCAAGUCUAAAGUUGUCCAUUUCUCUUUUUUCCACGCGAAACUCGUUAGCAAAUGCCCGUAGCUCUGAUUCUAAGUCUUCUCUAAAAUCUUUAGGAUAUAGGCUUUGUCUUUGUUGGUGGCUCUUUCGAAACGGUUUGAAAAAAAUAUCGAACGUUGGAGUAACCAGAUCUUGGCCACAAAAUCUUUCUUUAAGCUGCAUCAAAGCAGUAUCGACAGCUUUAAGAAACACAUUGACUUUGAAUGUUUGUUCUGGGGUAUCGAAAACGAUGUCCUUAAAUGCUCCAAUAACGGACCUUCUACUUUUUGGCUUGAAAUCAACUACUGUGUGCCAAGCACUAGCCAAAGCAGAAGCAGUUUGCUUAACAGAGUCCUAGGACUCGCGUAUAGCAACAAGCUCUGAAAUAGAGCAACAUAUCAAUCGAGAUGCAUCAGUUAAGUCAAUUUUUGGGAUUGCAAUUCACGAGCAGUUGUACCGAAUGCCUGUAGAAUUCCUAAAUAAAAAUAAAAAGAACGAAUUCAUAAGAAUCCAUCCUUUCUUUGAGUCUUUUUGCAUCAUCUUGCUCAUUUUUGUUUUUUAUGUCGACAAUGCUAGUUAAAACUGUCAUAAUAUGUGGAAAUCUAUCACCGAAUAUGUUAAAUCGAAAAAAAUGAAAAACAUUCUUCAAUGUCCCAUAGACAUUAUCAUUCUCCGGUACUGCCCCCCAUGGGCCAAUAAUGACCAGAUUCAAGUUGUGGCUGCCACAAUGAACAAAUGGAACAGGGCUGUCAACCAUAUUUUUUAUCAACGUUUGCAUACCAGCAUGUAUUCCACUCAUGACUUUUGCACCAUAUUCUUGGUCUCUAAUCCAAGUCCGGAUUACUCCCAUUUCAUCGAAAGGAGAACACCAGGAUUUAAGAUACAGCGAUGGUUUUUAACAAGUUAGAAGAAAAAAGGCAUCGUGCAACCUGUUAACGGGAGAAUAUUGACUUGUUAAAUCCAUUUUCACCAAAAAUAGUGCAAAAAGGCCUGUUUAUUGAAAAUCUUUGUGGGGGAGGGGGGCUAAGGAGUUGCUCUAACCCUAACCUUUGUCGGUUACGCCACUGGGCGUGGGCGUCUAUUGCUAUGAUACAUUAGUUUACCCAGGCCACAUGAUGUUCAAGCCUUUGCUUUAAAUAUUUUUCUAUUAUAACCCGCAAAGUCACUUUUUCUUGCCCAGCAAAACCACACACCUCCCUACAAAGAAAGAGAGUAUGGAUGUUUCCAUGUUGUCCCCUGGCCUGCAAUGGAAGACUUUUCGAGACCAUUUACGGAGUAAUCUUUUUAAAAGCAAUCGACAGAUGCCAAAGUGAUAUAAGCUAUUUGUAAUUCAAAAUUUGCUAAAUUCAUAAACUAAGAGCCUCUCACACACCCUUAAUGAUCGGUCUAUACUUGAUUGACAGGUAGGUUAGUCCACAAAAAGUAUCUAUCGAUUCGAUUGCCUUUAAGAUUCCUAAACCCGUUGGAUGUUUUUCUCUAUUCUGUGUGAUCCCAUAACCGGAAUCAAAUUAUGGACGUAAGAAGCGCCCAGAAAUGGAAGAUUUGAUAUCUGGGACUUGCUUCUUUUGGUUAAUCUUAGGUCUUGCGUCAAUUUGUUCUGAACUGUGGCUGUCAAAAACACAGGGGCGUCGGAGGCAUGGUAUUUAGAUCUGGGUGCGCGGCAAAAAGAAGCUUUUUAUACUACAGGAAUAAGGCAGCGGGGCCCUUUUAAGGUAAAAAUAGGCACCUCUCACCAAAAAAGCACAAUUUAUAGUCGGAGAAAAUGGGGCAGGAUCCCCGUAGACCCACCUAUCUCCUAACCCACUGGUCAACACUCUGGUUUCAACAAAACGUUUGACUCCUACCCAAAACUCUGGUCUAUAUAAAGUUUAAGAAUGUUUAAAGAUAAUGAUAAAAAGUUCUUCGAAUAAGAUUGUAAUUUGCAGGUAAAUGACUUUUAACAAUUGCAUUAAUUUGUAUUCAAUCCAUUUUAAUAUCUUUAUAGUUUUUCAGCUCCUUGUGUUUAUUGUACCGAGAAACAUAUAAAAAUUUUUGAAACCAUAUAUAGAGAAUUGAUUCUUGUAAUCAGAUUUCAAGGACAUUCGAGAUAAAACAAGGGUAUACCAUUGCUGCAUUUCUUUAUACUUGCAACGAAUGUUGUGCCUUUGUCAACUUUCAGUCCAGCUUUAGAUUAACUUUGUUCAGCUGCAAAUAUGUAUUUAUUUUAUAUUUGUAGCAGCAAUGAAGAAUUAAUGUUAGAAACGCUGUUCUUGAUUUCAUGUCAUUGGAUGUCCUUUAAAAAGAGAUUUAAAAGAAAAUUAAAAUUUUGUUCUAAUAGCCUGUCACUAGCCCAAGGCUGCUCUACCAAAUUUAUAAAACAACUUUUGGUCCCUACGCAUAGGAGCAUAUAGCAGGAUGCAGUCACCAAUUGCGCUUAUUACUACCGACCAUGUAACCAAUUAUACUCAAGGGUGAAGAGAGACACAAAAUCACAUUGCUCAAGCGUAUUAUCUUUGCAAGUUUUGGAUUUUAACCACUACACCAAAGAGGCCAGAAAUUAUAAACAAA
Rhopilema esculentum is the source of this 5404-nucleotide messenger RNA. Its product is annotated as putative G protein-coupled receptor No18. Gene Ontology annotation, cellular component: membrane. Lineage: Eukaryota; Metazoa; Cnidaria; Scyphozoa; Rhizostomeae; Rhizostomatidae. Gene Ontology annotation, molecular function: G protein-coupled receptor activity. The record is from RefSeq and is a predicted model, not a curated record. Gene Ontology annotation, biological process: G protein-coupled receptor signaling pathway.